CCGUACCAAGGAAGGGACCGCGCACUGUAGCGUUGCAGCAAUGGCGGAGUCUGAAAACACAGCGGAGCUGAAACGUAAAGCUGAGGAUUCUCAGGAUGGAGACGGGGAGGAAGAGGAUGCCGAGUGGGUCGGACCCAUGCCAAGCGAAGCCACAAAGGCUAAGAAAAGAAAAGUGCUCGAGUUCGAGCGGGUCUAUCUGGACAACCUGCCCUCUGCCGCGAUGUAUGAGCGAAGUUAUAUGCACAGAGAUGUCAUCACACACUUAGCCUGCUCUAAGACUGAUUUCAUCAUCACAGCCAGUCAGGACGGUCACGUCAAGUUUUGGAAGAAGAAGGAGGAAGAGGGAAUAGAGUUUGUGAAACACUUCAGAAGUCAUCUCGGUGUGAUAGAAAGCAUUGCAGUCAGUGCGGAAGGAGCCCUGCUUUGUACAGUUGGGGAUGAUCAGUCCAUGAAAGUAUUCGAUGUGGUUAACUUCGACAUGAUCAAUAUGUUGAAACUAGGCUUCCAGCCAGGCCAGUCUGAGUGGAUCUACAAUCCUGGAGAUGCCAUUUCCACGGUGGCUUGUUCAGAAAAAUCUACAGGGAAGAUUUUCGUCUAUGAUGGAAGAGGCAGCAACAAUCCGCUCCAUGUCUUUGACAAAAUGCAUUCCUCGCCAUUGUCCCAAAUUCGCCUGAAUCCCAAAUUCAGAGUUAUUGUGUCUGCUGAUAAAGCAGGGAUGCUUGAGUACUGGACUGGCCUUCCCAAUGAAUUUAGGUUCCCUAAAAAUGUGGAUUGGCAGUAUAAAACAGACACAGACUUGUAUGAAUUUGCAAAACAUAAAACGUACCCCACCAGCCUCGCCUUUUCCCCCGACGGAAAGAAAAUGGCCACCAUUGCCUCUGACAGAAAGGUCCGGAUCUUCCGUUUCCUCACUGGGAAACUGAUGAGGGUGUUCGACGAGUCAUUGACGAUGUUCACAGAGUUGCAGCAGAUGAGGCAGCAGCUGCCCGACAUGGAGUUUGGGAGGCGGAUGGCUGUGGAGAGAGAACUGGAGAAGGUGGACGGCAUCCGGCUGACAAACAUCAUCUUCGAUGAGACGGGCCACUUCGUGCUGUACGGAACCAUGCUGGGCAUCAAGGUCAUCAACGUGGAAACCAACAGAUGUGUGCGGAUCCUCGGGAAGCUGGAGAACAUCCGUGUGGUUCAGCUGAGUCUGUUCCAGGGAGUGGCAAAGACCAUGAACGUGGCUCCCACCAUAGAAAUGAAAGCCUCCGACAAUCCAGCCCUGGAGAGCGUUGAGCCCGACCCCACCAUCUUCUGCACUGCGUUUAAGAAGAACCGCUUCUACAUGUUCACUAAAAGAGAACCGGAGGACACGAAGAGCGCAGAUUCAGACAGAGACAUCUUUAACGAGAAGCCCUCAAAGGAAGAGGUGAUGGCCGCCACGCAGGCUGAGGGUCCCAAGAGAGUCUCCGACAGCGCCAUCAUCCACACCACGAUGGGAGACAUCCACAUCAAGCUGUUCCCUGUGGAGUGCCCGAAAACAGUGGAGAACUUCUGCGUGCACAGCAGGAACGGCUACUACAACGGCCACAUUUUCCACAGAGUCAUCAAGGGUUUCAUGAUUCAGACCGGAGACCCCACGGGCACGGGCAUGGGCGGGGAGAGCAUCUGGGGAGGGGAGUUUGAGGACGAGUUCCACGCCACGCUGAGGCACGACCGCCCGUACACACUCAGUAUGGCCAACGCCGGGGCCGGCACCAACGGCUCCCAGUUCUUCAUCACUGUGGUUCCCACGCCGUGGCUCGAUAACAAGCACACCGUGUUUGGACGGUGCACGAAAGGCAUGGAGGCCGUGCAGAGGAUCUCCAACAUGAAGGUGAACCCAAAGACCGACAAACCGUACGAAGACAUCAGCAUCAUCAACAUCACCGUCAAAUAGUCACCCGUCUCCGUAAUGUCCCGUUCAGUGCUUUUUAACAACCAGAACCGUUAAACAAAACUCUAAACCGGGUUCUCGCAUUUUUCUCACUGGCCAUUUUGAAUUUGCAUAUUUUUACAUAAAUAAUAUCAAUACACCCAACGAAUGGAUUCAGAUUGUUUUUGUGUCAUGUCUUUUUUCUUUUUGUGUAUUAGAACAUUUCUCUGUAAUCCAUACCAGCAUCUGGUGUGAGGUUUGAAUUUUCGGACAUGCCGUGCGGUGGAAUUUGUUCCACAAGACAAAAGUUUUGCACAAAUGAAGACAUUUAACAUGCAAACAAAAUUUACAAAUGAGGUAAAAGUGGUCAAAUUUGGGGCAAAUCUAAAUUUCGACAGAACAAAACGCCAACUUCCAGGCAAAUGAGGUCAAUUAGUUUAUUUUACAGCAUCACAUUAUGUAUAAUUUACAAAAAGCCAUUAUCAAGUCCACCGGUAACAAAGGUGUUGAUGCGCAUUGUGCUUCUACAUUAAAAAAAAACCCCAAAACAAAUGAAAAUGUUCUCACUGUGGAAAGGCUUUUUUUUUUCAGUUUUAAUACGUGCAUGUUUUUUUUAAAUAUCUGUAUUGUUUUUAUACAUAGAUACAAAUGUUAAACAUUACAUAGCAAUGAAUAAAACUCAAAUAAUGGUUCCUUGAUAACAAGACGAGUAGUGUCAGCGUUGGGUUUAAUGUUUCACUAAGAUUCACAUUACAUUAUCACUGAAAGGCUGAUUAAAGGUGUACCAUUUUGUAAGCACUCCAAACAGCUAAACAGGACCUGUGUGAGAUAUUUAUAUAGGAAUAUUUUCACAAGACAGUUUAUGUAUAGGUUGUUUUUUUUUUUUGUUUGUUUGUUUUUUUUCUGCAGUGAAGUUAAUACUCAGUCUACUAAGAAAACAGCAGAUCGUUCAUUUGCGUCCGAAUGAAAACCGGUAGUGAGGCAGCAGACUAAGUGCAUUCGACGAUUUCUGCGUGCAAGACACUCCACAAAACGGAGGCAGAAUCGGUGCGUUCAAUUAAAAAAAACAACAAAAAAACAAAAACUAUUUUCCCAGCUUAUAGCCUUGGUGUCGAAGUAACGUUCCCACUCAUAAAUAAGUUCAGUAAACAGUUCAUUCUGUAACAAAA
Messenger RNA from Salarias fasciatus (jewelled blenny), 3066 nucleotides. It is a transcript of the gene ppwd1, whose product is annotated as peptidylprolyl isomerase domain and WD repeat containing 1. NCBI's taxonomy places the organism in Eukaryota, Metazoa, Chordata, Actinopteri, Blenniiformes, Blenniidae. Gene Ontology annotation, molecular function: protein binding; peptidyl-prolyl cis-trans isomerase activity. The coding region runs from base 41 to 1921 and encodes 626 amino acids. The transcript is spliced from 11 exons. Gene Ontology annotation, biological process: protein peptidyl-prolyl isomerization. The record is from RefSeq and is a predicted model, not a curated record.